AUGAGUACUUCCAAGGUCGUCCUCAUCACAGGGUGCUCAGACGGGGGCAUCGGAGGCACUCUGGCCGCCCAGCUCGCAGAACAAGGCCACUUUGUAUUCGCGACGGCGCGCAACCCAGCCAAGGUGCCGCCGCGGCUUCAGGAUCUUGACAAUGUCCAUAUUCUGCAGCUAGACGUGACAGACGAGGAGUCCAUCACUGCAGCCACCACGGCCGUAACAAAGCACGGCAAGGGGCUCGAUGUGCUGGUCAACAAUGCCGGGCUGGGCUACGCAUCGCCACUCCUCGAUGUAGACAUUGCGCGGGCCAAGAGCGUGCACGACGCCAUGGUCUGGGGGCCGCUUCGCAUGGUGCACGCGUUUUCAGAUCUCUUGAUUGCCAGCAAGGGCCGCAUUGUCAACAUUGGCGAUGCGUGCGGACAGGUCUACACGCCGUGGAUAGGAACAUAUUCAUCUGCCAAGGCCGCACUACACAUCCUCUCAGAGACGCUGCGGCUCGAAAUGUCCCCGUUUGGCGUCCACGUCGGAUGCAUCAUGACAGGCACAGUAGCCACCAAGCUGCACGCCAACGCGCCGGCGCUGUCCCUGCCCGAGAGGUCACUGUACAGCGGCAUCGCGGGGACCAUUGGGCGGUGGGCAAGGGGCGAGGCAGGGCCGCCAGGCGGCAGCUUGGACGAGUACGUCGCGUCGAUUAUCCCCGAUGUCGUGGGAAGGCUGACGCGGAAGCGCGGCGUGGUCUGGCGAGGCGCGAAUGUCGGGGCUGUGUGGUUUGCAGCGACAUGGCUGCCUACGUAUAUCGUGGACAUGCUGCUGCUGCAAAACCAGGGCAUUGACGAGCUGACACAGCUGGUGCUGGACAAGAAGGCCAUGUAG
[Torrubiella] hemipterigena is the source of this 870-nucleotide messenger RNA. The record is from the annotation of a GenBank genome assembly. Lineage: Eukaryota; Fungi; Ascomycota; Sordariomycetes; Hypocreales; Clavicipitaceae.